CGCUCUUGAAACGAGAGUUACACGCAGCGCUGUAAUGAAAGGAGACGCUGCAAAAGCAGGCCUCCCCAAUGGCGUCAGCCGAGCCAAGGACCCGCUGCCCCCCUCGGAGGAGAAGAUGGAGGAGCGGGGCCAGUGGAGCAACAAGAUCGAGUUUAUCCUGUCAGUCGCCGGCUCCAUCAUCGGCCUGGGCAACAUGUGGCGCUUCCCUUACCUCUGCUACAAGAACGGAGGAGGUGCAUUCCUCAUCCCCUACCUGAUCUUCCUCUUCACCUGUGGCGUUCCAGUCUUCUUCCUGGAGACGGCGCUGGGCCAGUACACCAGCCAGGGAGGCAUUACCUGCUGGAGAAAAAUCAGUCCCCUGUUUGAAGGUCUCGGCUAUGGUACCCAGGUGAUAGUGACUCUGUUGAACUUCUACUACAUCAUCGUUCUGGCCUGGGGGAUUUUCUACCUGUCUUUCUCCUUCUCUUGGGACCUGGCCUGGUCAUCCUGCAACAACACAUGGAACACAGAAAACUGUGUGGAGUUUCAGAGGAGAAACACCUCAGUCAACCAGACAAUCAACCUGAAUGUCACCUCUCCUGUCAUCGAGUUCUGGGAGAGAAGAGCGCUGAGAAUUUCCCCAGGCAUUGACCAAAUGGGCUCUCUGAACUGGGACCUGGCCCUGUGUCUGUUCAUCGCCUGGGUCAUGUGCUACUUCUGCAUCUGGAAAGGGGUGAAAUCCACAGGAAAGGUGGUCUACUUCACUGCGACCUUCCCCUAUGUGAUGCUGAUUGUGCUGCUGAUCAGAGGGCUCACGCUGCCUGGUGCUGGGAUUGGCAUCCAGUUCUACCUUUACCCUGACCUGGGACGACUGGCGGACCCACAGGUGUGGAUGGACGCUGGCACCCAGAUCUUCUUCUCCUACGCCAUCUGUUUAGGGUCGCUGACGGCUCUGGGCAGCUACAACAAAUACAACAAUAACUGUUACAAAGAUUGCCUGUCACUGUGCUUCUUGAACAGCGGCACUAGUUUUGUGGCAGGCUUUGCAAUCUUCUCCAUCCUGGGCUUCAUGUCUUAUGAACAGAAUGUUCCCAUCUCAGAAGUAGCAGAAUCUGGUCCCGGCCUUGCCUUCAUAGCUUACCCCCGUGCUGUGUCCAUGAUGCCCUUCUCUCCUCUGUGGGCCGCCCUCUUCUUCAUCAUGAUUGUUUUUCUGGGGCUGGACAGCCAGUUUGUGUGCGUCGAGAGCCUUGUGACGGCGAUAGUCGACAUGUACCCCGCCGUGUUCCGCCGUAAAAACCGCAGGGAGCUCUUCCUGUUAGGUGCCUCCCUCUUCUCCUUCCUCAUGGGCCUCAUCAUGCUGAUGGAGGGGGGCAUGUAUGUCUUCCAGCUCUUUGAUUACUAUGCAGCCAGUGGCAUGUGUCUUCUCUUCAUGUCCAUCUUUGAGACUGUCUGCAUUGCAUGGGUCUAUGGUGCAGAUCGCUUUUAUGACAACAUCGAGGACAUGAUUGGCUACCGCCCGGGACCUUACAUCAAGUACUGUUGGUUGUUCUUCACCCCGGCCACAUGCAUUGGUACCUUUGCCUUCUCCCUCAUCAAAUACACGCCUCUGAAGUACAACAAUGAGUAUGUGUACCCGUGGUGGGGCUAUGUCAUCGGCUGGCUGCUCGCUCUCUCCUCCAUGGUCUGCAUCCCACUGUGGAUGGUGUACAAGAUCAGCACUACCCAGGGGACACUCCGAGAGCGCAUCCAGCUGCUCAUCACACCAUCUGAUGAUUUACCCAAAACCAAGAGGGAGCAGGAGAGGUUAUUGGCCAUCUUUGCCCCUGAGGGAGAUGCCACCAUGACUAGAAACGGCUACUUUCCUGUUUUAGAGAGAGACUCCAACGUAUGAGGCCCCAGCGGUGAAGUGUAUCGGAGAGACAUGUGGGUUUUGGUUCCAUUAUUGACUUGCUGCAACCCUUCCUCCAUCCCAGAGAUCACUACAGGGAAAGAUACAACAAACAUCACAUCAUCUACUUUAAUACAUAACAUUUAUGGAGGACUCAGGAGUUGGGUUUGGCAGCACCUGUACAUUUCAGGAAAGAAAGAUAAGGAAAAUUAAAUUAAAAAGUAGUUUGGCAUUUAUUGGAUUACUUAGACGUUUUAGAGGGGACAAGGGCAUUUUUUCAGGGACAAAAGUAAUUUGCUCUAUUCAAACUGAAAUCCAUUAAUAUGUUGGCAUAUAUUGUUCAGCUCUGCAUUUCAUAGACAAUGUAAAUACAGUAGUUGGCUGAAAUGUAUCAGCAGUUGUUCAGUCAGCAUCGUUCAGAAAAAAUGUCACAAGUUCAUAAUAGAAGUUAAUGGCAUUUUCAUUUCAUUUAAAUAUGGUAACGGUAGAGACAGACACACAGGUUCCUCCAAAAGUUUCAAAAUAAAUGUUUAAGUCUGCAUGUAAGGAUGAGUUUUGUGUAAAUGUAUAUGAUGGCAAAAUCAGUGAGAGUACAGGAUAAUCAUUUGUUACCACUAAAAAGUGGGCUACAAGUCUCCUCGUGUAUCUGACAUCACUUCAUGGCUUCUGAGUCAUACUUGUAUCAUAUAUUGUAUUAUCAUAACUGAUUGGGGGAAUUUUCCUUUUUGUAUUUACGGGAAUUGAAAUAAAAUGUUAUAUUUUACCGAAUAGACUGUGAAAAUAUAGAAUGCUAGUGAGAAUUAUAAUUAUAGCAAUGUAGCAGGGCAGUAGUUUUAGGACUAACAUAGUACAAACAAUGUAGUUUCAUAUUUUGUACUGUAACAUAAUAUGACUGUACAAAUAAAUGUGAAUCUUGUAAGUACGUUUUUAAAUAA
Molecule: messenger RNA, 2802 nt
Organism: Seriola dumerili (greater amberjack)
Lineage: Eukaryota; Metazoa; Chordata; Actinopteri; Carangiformes; Carangidae
Product: sodium- and chloride-dependent GABA transporter 2-like
Exons: 15
Coding region: 35-1870 (611 amino acids)
Biological process (GO): sodium ion transmembrane transport
Cellular component (GO): membrane
Source: RefSeq, a predicted model, not a curated record